Adineta steineri is the source of this 1056-nucleotide messenger RNA. The record is from the annotation of a GenBank genome assembly. NCBI's taxonomy places the organism in Eukaryota, Metazoa, Rotifera, Eurotatoria, Adinetida, Adinetidae.
AUGCAGUAUAAUAAUCGAAGUUCGCGUUCCAUAGUUCAAUCACCUUCAUCACCAUGGUUCAUUGAAUCAAUACUUGGUUCAGGUACAUAUGGUUUUGUUGAAUGUGUACGUAAUAUAAAUACACAUCAAAUGUUAGCACGAAAAAUAAUUAAAGUAACAAGUAAGCAAGAAGACGAAAAUGAAUUACCAGCGACAGCUGUAAGAGAAAUUGCUGUUCUUAAAUCGAUUCAUCAUGAAUUUAUUAUUAAAUUGAGCCACGUAGCAUUCGAACCAUUGUAUAAUAGUGGCACAAAUCAUUUAUGUUUAUAUCUUGAAUUUCUCCCGACUGAUCUUAAAAGAUAUAUGGAUGCACUUGGUCCUGGUGAACGAAUUAGUCCAAGACUUGUUAAAAGUUACAGUUAUCAAUUAUUAAGUGCUAUUGAAUGUCUUCAUCGUCAUCGUAUUCUUCAUCGAGAUUUGAAACCACCAAAUAUUUUAAUUGAUUAUGAAGGUCGUUUAAAACUAGCUGAUUUUGGUUUAGCACGACAAUGUCAUAUGCCUGAACGUACAUUAACACAUGAAGUUGUAACAUUAUGGUAUCGACCACCAGAAGUAUUACUCAAUGCACCUACAUACGGUACAGCUUUAGAUGUUUGGGGUUUUGGUUGUGUAUUUGCUGAAAUGACACUUCGAGAACCAUUAUUUCGUGGUGAAUGUGAAAUUGAUCAGUUAUUACUUAUUUUUCGUCUUCUUGGUACACCAACUGUCUCUGAAUGGCCUGAAAUUGCACAAUGUCUUUAUUAUCAAACAGGUCUACCGAGAUUUCCACUCGAUGAUGUUCAACUCUCUCGUUUACCAAUGUCAAGUCAAUGUCGACAAUUUCUUAAAGAUACAUUAAUUUAUAAUCCAAAACAUCGUCGAACAGCUCGACAAUUACUUGAAGAACAUGAAUAUUUAGCUGAAGGAGCAGUUCUCGUUCAUUCAUCAUCGAAAAAUGGAUUAUUGGAACGUCCAAUACGUUCAGUUAUUGAUCGAGCUAUUCGACAACAGAGUGAAAGUAUGAGAAGUGUUCGAUAA